Nerophis lumbriciformis (worm pipefish) is the source of this 1392-nucleotide messenger RNA. The record is from RefSeq and is a predicted model, not a curated record. NCBI's taxonomy places the organism in Eukaryota, Metazoa, Chordata, Actinopteri, Syngnathiformes, Syngnathidae.
AUGGCUGAAAGUCUGGAGGUGCAUCUUCAAUGUCCCACCUGUCUGGACGUCUUCAAAGAUCCUGUCAUCCUGCCGUGCAGUCACAGCUUCUGCCGUGCGUGUCUACAGCAGUGGAAGGACAAAGGAGAACGAUCGUGUCCACUCUGUAGGACAGAGUUUCGUUCGAUGGUUCUGCCUCUGAACCUGGCACUGAAGAAUCUGUGUGAGAACCUUUCACGAGCCUCUAUCAAGUCAGAUGACAUAUGCUGCUUACACAAAGAAGAAUUAAAACUCUUCUGUUUGGACCACCGGGAGGUUGUGUGCAUCAUCUGCAGAGAUGCAGAAAUCCACGUUGGUCACAAGAUCCGGCCCCUCGAAGAAGUUGUGAAAGGUCAUCAUGAGGAACUCCAGAAAGAACUGCAGAAGGCCAAGGAAAGACUCAAAGAUUACAACGACUGUCGAGAGAACUGCAAUGAACAGGCAGAGUAUAUCAAAGUCCAGAGGGAGAAUGUCGAACGCAAAAUAAAGAACAAUUUUGAGGAGCUCCGUCGCUUCCUCGACGUCGAGGAGGAGGCCAGGUUGGCUGUGGUCAGGGAGGAAGAGAAGGAGAAGAGUCAAACGAUGAAGGAGAAGAUGGCGGCCCUCGGCGAACAAAUGGCCGCUCUCUCGGAGGUCAUCAGAAGCACUGAGGAGCAGCUGGUGUCUAACAAUGUUGCUUUCAUGAAGAAGUUCAAGACUGCAAUGGGAAUGAUCCAAGAGCUUCCCGAUAAACCAGAGCUGAUCGGAGGAUGUCUGCUGGACGAAACCAAACACGUGGGCAACCUCAAGUUCAAGGUGUGGGAGCUGAUGAAGGAGAAGCUUGCCUAUAGUCCCGUCAUUCUGGACCCCAACACGGCCCAUCCAAGAAUUAGACUGUCUGAAGAUCUGAGCAGUCUGAGUUGGGAAGACGUACAGCAGGACCGUCCACAGAAUCCAGAGAGGUUCCAGACGUGGCGGUCUGUGCUGGGUGCUGCUUUGGACUCGGGAAGACACGUGUGGGAUGUUGAGGUGGGAGACACCAAUUUCUGGGCAGUGGGGAUCAAGUGGGGGGACCCUUGUUUGCCAGAGAAAAUGCGUGGUUGGCUCAUUGGAUUUCGUUGUGGGAAAUACACAAAUCCCAGUUUCCAAUAUGGAUCAUGGAAUCCCCCUGUCAAAUUGCAGAGGAUCCGAGUUGAAGUGGACAUGAAUGAGAGCUCAUUUUCCUUCUCUGAACCUCUAACAAACACCGAAUUGUGGAAGAUGCCUUCCGAUUGUCCAGACUUGUCCAGGCAAACCAAAAUAUAUCCUUACUUUCACACAACACGUAAAAUACCUCUUAAGGUAAUCCUCAUUCCACCUGGUGUUACGACUGGCAUCAGUUUGCAGUCAUGUUGA